UCCACAGCGCAGCAGUUGGGAACGCUCAUGGACCUGGUCAGGAGAAGAAGGUACGAAGGAUUGGUGUCCUUAUGGUCGCAGCAACUGUUCGCGAGCAGGACCUCUGCCAACAACCGGACAGAGCAAAGCGCCGACCUGCUCAGCGCCCCGCAGGUACUGGAAGACCUGGUGGAACAGUUGGAUGCAAAUGGGAUUUCGUACGACGUCCUUAUUCACAACCUCGAGGAGGCAAUUCAAAGUGAAAAUCCCCCCAUAGACCCCGAGAAUGAUGAGCUGGAGAGUAGGGGUGGUCAUCGCCUAACCUGGAGACGCUACCACAGAUACAAGGAUAUUGACAGCUACAUUGAGUACUUGGCCAUAACAUACCCUGAUAUCUGCCAAACAGAGGUAAUAGGGAAAUCAUCCCAAGGUCGAGAUCUGAAGUUGCUAAAAGUGUCUACAGGUGGUGACGGUAACAAACCUGCUAUCUGGAUAGACGGAGGUCUCCAUGCAAGAGAGUGGAUCUCCCCUGCGACAGUCACGUAUAUAAUGCUCCAGCUGGUGGAAUUUCGGGAUUUGCACCCGGAGCUCAUAGACUCCGUGGACUGGUACAUCAUGCCAGUGGCAAACCCCGACGGAUACGAGUACUCUCAUUCUACCGACCGCCUCUGGAGGAAGACUCGUUCCGGUGCGAAGGCAAAUAAACGAUGGGGCAAGAGGACAUGCUAUGGGGUUGAUCCCAACAGAAACUGGGACUUCCACUGGGGUGAAGAUCGUUCCUCGAGCUCUGACGCUUGCACAGAUGAUUUCAGAGGACCAAAGGCAUUCUCAGAGCCUGAGACAAAGGCCAUGGCCGAUUUCAUCCUUACUCGGAAGGAUCAGAUCAAGAUUUACCUGACACUGCACUCAUACUCACAAAUGUGGUUGGUACCGUGGGGAUACAAAAAUGAUAAGCCCAAAGGUUACUAUGACAUGUACAUACUGGCAGAGAAGGGAGUGGAAGCCCUGGAGGCUGUACGCGGAACCGACUACCUACUUGGGACAGCUGCCGAACUCCUCUACACUGCUUCAGGUGCCUCUGAUGACUGGGCAAAGGGAGUGGCAGGAAUCAAGUACUCAUACACCAUUGAGCUCCCUGACACGGGUAGCCACGGCUUCGUGCUGCCGGCCCACGAGAUCGAACCGGUGGGACAAGAAACAUGGGCUGCAGUUAAGGCCAUCACAAGGCACUUCACAGAUGCACGUGUCCCAUGAUAUCACGCCAUGAGACGAGGCGACAAGAAUACGAAUGCGAGACAUACCUUGAGCUUCUUCAUAUCCUGACAUAACUUAAUAUUCUCGCGUUGGUAGCCCAGCAUCAGCUGUUCGUGUUGUUGCA
Molecule: messenger RNA, 1357 nt
Organism: Zootermopsis nevadensis
Lineage: Eukaryota; Metazoa; Arthropoda; Insecta; Blattodea; Termopsidae
Product: carboxypeptidase B
Biological process (GO): proteolysis
Molecular function (GO): zinc ion binding; metallocarboxypeptidase activity
Source: RefSeq, a predicted model, not a curated record